CUUCGCGGUUCCGGGGUCGCGGGGCCAGUCCCCUGCGGCGUCGCUAGGGAGGCUGAGGCUCGGGCAGGGAUCGGUGCGCCCCACUGCGGACAGUCGGCUUCGGGCAAGGAGGUGAUCCGCACGGGCGAGUGUCUCCGCUCGGCUUUCCCGAGGACGUGCGGCCGGGGCGUGGCGUGGCGGCGGGACUGAUAUCCCGGUGUUCUUUGAGACCUGGCGGAACCGAGAUGACCCAGUCUUUAGUUUGCCCCGAAACCGUGAGCAGGGUGAGCUCGGUGCUGAAUCGUAACACCCGGCAGUUUGGGAAGAAACACCUUUUCGACCAGGAUGAGGAGACUUGCUGGAACUCGGAUCAGGGUCCCUCCCAGUGGGUGAUGCUGAAGUUUCCCCAGCGAGUCCGCCUCUCCCUGUUGCAGAUACAGUUCCAGGGGGGGUUCUCCAGUCGAAGGGGCCACCUGGAAGGUUCUAAGGAGGGUGAUGCCCUCUGCAAGAUUGUGGACUUCUACCCAGAGGACAACAAUGCUCUUCAGACUUUCCCUGUGCCAGUUGUGGAGGUAGACCAGCUGAAAGUGGCAUUUGAGGAGCUCACAGACCUUUUUGGCCGCGUGGUCAUCUACCACCUGCGGGUGUUAGGUGAGAAGGCAUGAGAACUCUGGAAUGCUGUGUCCUUCAGGAAGCCCGCAGGGAGGCAUCAACAGCCCUUCAUGUUCUGCACAGAAGGUUUAUUGGUUACUGUUGGGGAGGGUUCCUUCCCAUCACCUGUCCAGGAGCUGCCUUUGAAGCCAAUUUUGGGUCUUCUCCAGCUCUGGCUUGACUGUUCUGUUCCCUGAGUGUCUUGAGUCCCCGAUAGGUGGCCUUCACUCAGGGUCUGGGUCAGUAGGCCCCAGGUUACUCUGGAAGAGUCUGAGGAUGUGGUUUUCCAUCACCUGUUGCACUGAAGGUGGGGCAGAAAGCAGGCGGCAGUUAGUGGGAGUGGAGGCAGGGAGGCUGUUUGGCCUCAUCCAGGAGACCAGCACUUUGACUUGCUGGACUGGGAGAACUACCACAAAAUUAGGUUGUUUGAAAGUAAGGUUCCCUUCUGGGUUUGAGUCUUCCAUGCCUCCUCCCCCACUACCCCCGCCCUUCUUUUCUCUGACUGGAAGCAACACAAGGCCCUCAUCAAAUGUGGCCACCAGUCCUGUAUCUCCCAGCCUUCAGAAUCAGAAGCCAAAAUAAAUUUCUUUUCUUUAUAAAA
Messenger RNA from Jaculus jaculus (lesser Egyptian jerboa), 1231 nucleotides. It is a transcript of the gene Nr2c2ap, whose product is annotated as nuclear receptor 2C2 associated protein. The transcript has 5 exons. NCBI's taxonomy places the organism in Eukaryota, Metazoa, Chordata, Mammalia, Rodentia, Dipodidae. The record is from RefSeq and is a predicted model, not a curated record. Bases 225 to 644 code for a protein of 139 amino acids.